CUAACGAAUGGAAUUCUAUUGUUGCAGGACGUAAUGAGCGAGUACGAACGAAUCAAGCGUUCGUGCUUGAAACGAGGUGAACUAUGGGAAGACCCAGAAUUUCCAGCGACGCAGACUUCGGUCUUCUAUCAUCAAACGCCUCCGUUUCAGUUUCAAUGGAAGAGACCAAAGGUGACAAAUGGCUAGUUUCCUGUCUGGGCGUCUUGCACCUGAGUAAAGGACUUUUCUACAGAGUGGUACCGGCCGAUCAAGGAUUCGGGAACAGCGGAGAACCGCCUGGAUCACCGACGGCCGAGUACGCCGGGGUCUUCAGGUUCCGGUUAUGGUGGUGCGGUGCAUGGGUCGAAGUUCUCGUCGACGACAGGCUACCGGCAAUUCACGGUCGGCUGGCUUUCGUGCAAAGUCGUCACAGUGAUCAAUUCUGGCCGGCUCUUCUGGAGAAAGCGUAUGCCAAAUUGCACGGGUCAUACGAAGCUCUGAAAUAUGGAACUCUUCUGGAUGGUUUGUCUGAUCUCACCGGAGGGAUUACAGAGAGUAUCGCGAUUCGCCAGGAUCCUACAGCGUGCGGACGUGUCCUUGCGAAACUCCUCGAUAUGACGUCCCUUAUCACGUGUACAGUAAAUAACAAUCAACAACAAGUAGAGACAUUUAACGGUGAAGCAGUUCAGUUAGUAAAAUUAAGAAAUCCUCUUGGACCUGGUAGGGAGUAUGUUGGCGCUUGGGCGAGAGGUGGUCUUGAAUGGGAUGAAGUACCACCGAUGGAAAGGGAUCGUUUAGCGGUCAGAAACAUGGCCGAGGGAGAAUUCUGGAUAUCAUAUUCAGAUUUCGUGAAGACAUUCACUCAUUUAGAAGUCGUGCAUCUUGAUGCCGAAACGUCGAGGGAUGAGCCAUCGUUGCAUAGCAAACAUACCUGGCAGAUGAAACUCUAUCAAGGUAGCUGGAGGAGAGGCGUAACCGCGGGAGGAUGUCGAAACAAUGAAGGUAAUAGGCUUCACAGCAUAUACUUUGCCGAAAAAUAACACCGAAUCGAUAAACAAACAGUUUUUCAAAAAGAAUAAAUCUUUGGUGAACUCGCAGUAUACCAACAGUCGUCAGGUGAGCCACAGAUGUCAAUUAGAUCAGGGUGGCUAUCUGUUAGUACCCACUACCUUUGAACCUACGCAAGAAACAAGUUUUACAUUGCGAGUCUAUAGUAGUAAGCCUCUGAAACUCAAACUUCUCGAUACACCGCCAUCUCUAGUAAAGUCGACGAUAAUCAAAGCACCACCUCUUGAAGGCAAAGGGUUCUCGCAAUACGAAGCCGUUUUCCUACAACUUGCUGAUGAACACAGAACCGUAAAUGCUUUUGAGUUGCAAGAACUUCUUGAAGCUUGUUUACCGAAUGAGCUCUGGUAGCGGUCGAUUGAAAUUCAAUGACUUCAAGGAUCUUAUGUGCAGUUUAAAAUACUGGCAAGCAGCAUUCAAAAAUCACACGAAGGAGAAAACCGGUAUACUUAAAGCAGAACGAUUACGAGACGCGUUAUUAGAAGUGGGGUUCCAAUUAAAUACGGAUGUACUCUCAAUUUUAAUUCUUCGAUAUAUGAGAAAGGAUGGUACACUCCGAUUCGGCGACUUCGUCUCGGCAAUAUUGCAUUUGAGUGACGCAUUUGUGGCUCAGAUCAUCUUUGAUGUGCUGAAUAUGUGUGUACCUUAAAAUACUUGUAAAUAAUGUUCUUUACAUCGUAUAUAGACUUAAGUUUUAGCCAUAUUAACGGUUAAUGAUCGAGUCUAUUUUUUGUGCUGUUUGUAAAAUAAUACCAUUAUUCCCGCCAUUAGCAAUCUCAUCAUUCCUUCAUCUGAUUAUGCAUUAUAAAUGACUAUGUAUUAUAUGUUGUUUGUAUAAGAAAUUCAUACUGGAUAAUAAAGUUAAAUUUAUUUUGUACAGUUCUUUUAUCCGAA
Molecule: messenger RNA, 1938 nt
Organism: Heterotrigona itama
Lineage: Eukaryota; Metazoa; Arthropoda; Insecta; Hymenoptera; Apidae
Source: the annotation of a GenBank genome assembly